ACAAAGAAGGGAUGGGAAAGAAAGGAAAAUAGUUUGCGGAGAAAUAAGAAAAAGGCUUCUAAUGGCGCCUCUCAGUUCUCACCCUCUCUCCUUCUGACUAUAAUCGAGUGAAAAAGGUGAUGAUUAUCACCGCCAUUGGGCAUUGCGCCUGGCAGGUACUGGUCAUCUCAAGCUACAGAGAAGAAAACCCCACUCCACAAAACUUCCUUGGGAAGUAUUGCAGUAACCUAGAAACAAACUCCCUUCAGCAGUCGUUACCUUGCCUCUUUCAGUGAGCUUAAAACCGUGAGGUUUGUGUUCGCCCAACUAUAGUCUGCGGUGUGGGUUUCGGCGACCAAUCUCGUCCCCAAUUUGGUUCUGGAACUGAAAAGGAACCGAAUCCCAAGCCCUAACUUGAAGCUCUGCUGCACCAAGGAUCCUGUCCACUAAGCAACGCAGAGAAAAAUCGAGGGUCUCGGCGGUUUCAGCAUUUUGGCUCCCGCCUUUUCGUGAACAAGAAGUGGCAGGGAUGAACGGAAUGUGCGAAGCAAGUGCCGAUAGAAUUACCAACCUUCCUGUGGAGGUAAUACAGCGGAUUCAGUUAUUGUUGCCCACCCGACGUGCUGCCCAAAUGGCCACCUUGUCAACAAAGUGGAGGCGCCAUUGGAGAAGUAUCCCUCAACUUAAGUUCUUUGCUGCCAACUCAGCUGAUCAAGAUGAGAUGAUGAUGAUGAUGAACAAGUUUAUGUUCACCGUAUACAAAGUUCUCUUGCUUCAUGAUGGGCCAAUAACAAAUUUUAAGCUUGCGUUUGGUGGAUUAAGCCCCUGCUUACACAAUGAGAUUGAUCAAAUCAUCAUCUAUCUUUCUGAUAGAGGUCUCCGUGAGUUCACCCUUAGCUUUCCUUCCCCUGACAGUGUGAUUUACAAUUUCAACUUCUAUGGGGAGUUUCAGAGAAUCUGCUUCAAGGGUACUCCACGUCUGAAGGAAGUUACUAUUUUUGACUAUAAACACAAUGAAAACGUCGAGACGACUCCAGAUAUGGUAGCUUUCUUUGCUUCUCUGCCAACACUCCAACGAUUUUCUGCUGACUUUAAGUUCUUAGAAUACCUUGCUGCAGGUUAUAACAACGUCCCCACCAAGCUUCCUGCUCCUCUGCACAAGUUAAAAUUCCUCCAGAUCUGUAAUUUUGACUUUGGCAGCUUGAGGAAUGUGCGUGCUAUUGUUUGUCUGAUUAUGAGUUCCCCCAAUCUGUUUGAGCUCAAGAUUCAGAUGGACACUGAGCUAAAUCAGCCUGCAACUAAUGAUGCAGUACCAAGCUUAGUAACCUUGUUGGAAGCAGAACACUGCGGUGGAUCCGGUUGUUGUUUGCAGCGCCUUAAAGUGCUCGAGGUCGCAUAUGUUCGUGGGACACAGGUUGAGUUGGAGCUCGUAAGGUUCAUACUAGCCACUGCCCCACUACUUGAGAGGGUUCAUAUUUUACCCUGUCGCCGCAAGUUGAAGCUCAGAAAGGCUUUUAAAUUCAUAAAGACGAUGAUGCAGUAUAAGCGUGCUUCUAAAGAAGCUGAGGUCAUAUAUGCAGAGACUUACUCGGCACUGCGUCGUUAAUUGUCAUUCAGCGGUCAUUGCAAUAUCAUCUUCUGCAUAUCAACUCCGGGAAGGAUGCUCUGGGGACAUGUGGGAAUCUCUGUUGUAGCUUGGUUUAAUAUUAGUUUAUAUCCUUGAAUGCAAGUAGUUAUAAGUUUGGAACAAAAGUUUGACAACCAGCUGGAUCCUAAUGCCUGUUGUUUUAACGUGUUAAUGACUAGUGUUAAUUAUGUAUGGAGGAACAUGAAAUGUGCAAGGCGUUGUAGUGUUAGUAUUUGUAAGAAUACUGUGAACGUUCAUGACUCUUGAGUUUCUGUUUGUCAU
Messenger RNA from Linum tenue, 1888 nucleotides. The record is from the annotation of a GenBank genome assembly. NCBI's taxonomy places the organism in Eukaryota, Viridiplantae, Streptophyta, Magnoliopsida, Malpighiales, Linaceae.